ACUUGCUAUGAUUGCAUAAUGCCGUCCAUAUGCAUAAUAAACAUAAUAAAGUAUGGCAAUACUGACAACGCCAUGUUUAUUUCUUUUCUUUGCCGUCAAAACUGGUCAAUUCCGUCAGUUUGUUGCCGCGUGCCCGUGAAAAAGCGGCAAUUGUUUUCGAAGCAAAGGCGAUAUUUUGAUUGCCGUCCAAAUGAAAAUGAGUAAAAAAGUACGUGAAUAUAAAGCGGGGGACUUUAUAUUUGCGAAAGUUAAAGGAUAUCCAGCAUGGCCUGCCAGGGUGCAGAGAAUGAAUGGAAAAAAAUACUUUGUGUAUUUCUAUGGAACAGGGGAGACUGCCAAUCUCCCGCCAAACAUGAUAUUUGACUAUAAAGAAAAUAAAGACAAGUUUUUGACAAAGACAGUAAAGAGGAGGGACUUUAAUGAUGGUGUUAAACAAAUUGAGUAUGACUUUGCCAACAAUGUGCCGCUGGAGCAAGUUAUUGGUGUUCCUGCUGAGGUUGACGAAGCUGCGAACGACACUGUCAAUGAAUCCACUGCAAAUGAAACCCUUGACACAACAAUGGCUGACACCACUGCAGAUGAGACUAUGGCUGAAGAGAACACAACACAAAAUGACACUGGGAUCGAAGACUCAGAUGAGACCGGUGCACUAGUUAUUGAUGAAGGAAAGCAAGGCAAAGCGGCCAAAAAGUCCACACCAAAGACACCGGCGACUCCAAAAGCUAAGGAACCGAAAACUCCUCGCGGAAGGAACAAGAAGGAUGAAGAAAUCAAAGAAGACCCCAAAGAGGAAGAGAAGAAAGAAGAGGAGAUAGUUAGCAGAAGCGGCAGAAAGAUACGACCUAAGAGAUACAUAGACGAACACACAGAAGACAAUGCAUCUCUGACGAUGUCGGCUCCGAAGAAACGCCGCGGCGCGUCUCCUGUCGAAAAGGAGAAGGAGAAGGAGAAAGAGAAGGAGGUAGAAAAGGAGACGAAAGUGAAAGAGAACAAAGAGAAGGCUAUCAAACAGUUCAAUGCUGUUACACAGACGGAACUCGAAAAUUUGCAAGAGCCGUUUACACCAGAAGACCCCGAGAAGGAGAACAUAGUGAUCGCCUACCUGCCGUCGGGCCAGUACAUCGGCGUCAAGCUGUUCCAAUGCAGGCCCAACAACUUCGCGAGCGAGGCCGCGCGCCUGCAGUGGGACAAGCGAGCCGCUAGCAACGCUCUCACUUUGAAGUCGCAAUUGGAAAAAGGCCACAUCACUCCAAAGUCGGUGCAGGAACAACUGGUAAUGGAUCUAAACCUGACUGACGAGGAGAAAGCCACUCUUGACAAGGAGCGAGACACUGAGGAGAAGAAGUCUCGUGUAAACUAUCUGAAAGUGGAGAUGAAGCUCAUAGAGUUGGACGCGAAGAUAAAGACGUGUCUUUGUCUGGAGAAGGCCAACACGGAGUUGUGUCUCAAGCUGAUCGAUGAACUUAUUGCUCUGGACAUAAAGCCGCUGAUGCUGCUGAAGCACCCCAGCACGCUGGAGACGAUCAAGCGCAUGCGCGCGUACGUGGGCAACACGCCGCAGUGGGAGCUGACGGAGAGCGACGCGUUGCUGUUCAGCCAGCACGCGCACAAGAUCCGCCAGCAGGCCGACGUCGCCUACAACUGUCUCAAGGGCCUGUUCACAAUCCCACAAGGGCUGUCGUUUUGGGAAUUCUUCACUGAAAGAGCGGACCAAUUCAAGAAGGCCACUGAGAAACUCACCCCCGACGAAGUACUGGAAAUGGUGCACUUACCCCUAGAAAUGUCUGAUCCCACUUCACACACAAUGGACGCGGCAAUAGAAGCGGCAAAUCAACCAAUAACGGAAGAAGAAGAGAAGGAGGAAGAAGUAAAGAAGACUAAAACACCAGCAAAAACAAAGAAAGCUGUAAACAACACCACACCAAAAACUCCUGCGAAACGACAAUCUUCUAGAAGCAAACCUGAAGAGCCAAAAGAAAAGGAGCAAACAAAUACAGAAGAUUCCACAGAAGAUAAAAACGCAGAACAAAAGCAAGAGGAACAGAAUAAAGAUAAAGAAUCACCAGAGUCCAAAGAAAAUGACACAGAAGAGAAAGAAGUGGCAAAAGAAAAAAAAGAGAAGAAGAAUUCAAGAGAUAAUAAAAUAAAAGAGGACAAUAAAAGUGCUAAAGAAAGUAAAGCCAACAAAGACGAAACUAAAAACACUAAAGAUGCUAAAACAAGCAAAGAGGAUGAUAAAAGCACAGAAAAAGAUAGUAAACAAGAAGAAUCAAAAGACAAAGAAGAAAGUGAAAAAGAUAGUGAAAUAAAAGAGAAAACACCAGAAAAGUCAGAUGCAAACACAGAUGAUUCUAAAAAAGAUACCCCAGCAGAAGAAGACAAAAGUGAGAGUUCUAAAGAAGUUCCAAAGGACACAGAGAAGGAUAGUAAGAGUACAGAUAAAAGUGAUAAGGAAGACAAGAAAAAAGAAGAUAAAGGAAAGGUAGAAGAAGAGCCUAGAGCAAAAAGGACGAGAGAGAGCAAGAAGACUGAUCCGCCGCGGUCGCCAACCAAAAGAAAGUCCAAGUUUUAACAAAAAAUUACACAAACAGCGGGUCCUAUUAUACAUACAGUCCACGACAAUGGUCGAAUGGAGAGGUGACGCAGAACGCGAGCCAGUCGCAUGUGACACCUCGAGGUGACCAGCAUUGUUUAAUAAAGGACAACUCAUACGGUACUAUAGCCGUGCUAUGACAUUACACUGUAUCUCCACAUACAGUGUUCUGUAGUAAAACUCAUACUAUUGAACGUUUAUUUCAAGUAGGCUCAGUUUACAAACACUUUUGACACAUCAGUUGACUAUUUGUAAAGAUUCUACCACUUCUUUUACUUCCUGUGUGAAGGUGGAAGCUGAUCCAAUGGCCUCCAAGCGCCUUUAUCUUUAAGGAACUCAUCCAUGGUGUAGUAAUCUCGACUAAGUAAAUGUUUUUAACACAUGUUUUGACAGUAAACUGUAUCUAGCAACUAACGGGGGACUGGAUUUUCUUAAAAAUUGAUGUUUUUACAUACAGUGUUUUGUCAUGGUACAGAAAACUAGACACGAUAUACUACACCCCCAUAUUCACCGCAAAUCUUUAUGUUGUAGAAGGCUCAUAAGGGGUAGAACUCGCGAGUACUAUAAAAUCCAGUUUAUUAAAAAAAAUACAUUACAUAAAAUGGAAUAAAAUAAAAAUAGAAGAACAGUUAGGUACAAAAUUUCAUCGUAAUAUAAUUUCAUUAUUAUUUUUUGAAUGUACAUAUAUUGAAAUUUUUUAACCGCAAAAUAUUUAUACAUAAAAUGUAAUUACUUAUUUGAUUAUUUAAAGGAAAAUGAAAAAAAAAAUUGUAAGUAUAAUCAAUUAAAAGUUCUUUAUAUAAAUAUUCAAGUGGAAAUUAACUUUACAUUAUUAAUUAAAUAGAAUUUUCACGGCACCAAUUGCUUGGUAAAUACCCAACUGUUUUGGAAUUCAUUACUUUUUUUCAUAAGCUUGUUCAUGCAAUGUGUUGGAAAUCAAACAAACACCACAAUAAGUUCGAAAUCCGUUGGACAAAGCCCAACAAAAUUAAUUUGUUCCGAGCCGUCUAUUAAGGCAUUGUUCAUCACAACAGGGGUCAUAUAUUUGGUAUCUAAACUGUGAUAUUGUAUAGUAAAGUUUUAUGAAGUGAAUAUGGGGGAUUUAUACAUAAUAUUUAUAUAUGUAGGAUAUAUGUUUGGUGUUAUAUGUGGGGCACGAUUGGAAGGCCGUUUUGACAUUUUUGACGCACAUAACUGUUUAUUGUCAACUACAUUCAAAAAAGCAAUUUCAUAACUUAAUACACAAGUUAGUUGUAUAAUAUCUCUGGUUAAUCAAUUAAUACAAGAAAAUAUAGGUAUUUAAUCUAUUUUAGUGUUAGUGCCAACAAUCAUACUAGAUUCAUAAUGUGUUUCCAAGGGUUAGUUAUGUCACAUUUUGUAACAAUUCAUAAAAAUCUAUGGUUGCUGUGUACUAAACUAGUAAAAUUAUAAAUUUUAUUGACAUUGGUGUGAAAAUGUAAAAUUAAAAUUAUCUGUAAAAGUUUCAAUACAUUGACAGUAUCUUACAGGUAGGAUGACAGGUCUUAGUCUUGUAACUUUUUAUUGUAAUGUGUAUUUAUAUAUCCAGUGUUGUGCACAAUUUUUUAAUAAAGUAGGCAUUUUACGUACAAAAUGUUAAUCCUUAUGGUAUGCAGUUAAUUUUUGCAUCUAUGGAGUGCACCCUACUGAUUAUAUAUCUAUUUCCAAUCUUCAUAUAUGAAUCAAGACAUCUCAAUUUUAUAUUUAUAUAAUUAUAUAUAAGAAUGUGUUAGUAUAUCGUGUCGUUUAUAGAAAUCGAUAAUUUUGUUAAAUCUUGAAGUAAAAUCUUUAUAUUAUUUUGUAAAAAUUAUUAAAAACUAAAGUAAAUCGAUCGUAUUCAGGUAUUGAUUGAUCAUGCAUGCUAUUGCUAUGAUAUGAUAUUGUAAGCAAAAGGAGGUAGAUAAGUUGUUUGCACCAUUAAACUCGGGUAAUUGGCCAACCUGAAGUCAGUCUUGCGGCGCAGGUCGCCGUAGACGGACGUGUUUGAAACGUCUCUUCAAAAAAAAAACCAUCUAGCGUUUUUCAUCACAUAUUUCCAAUAUAAUAUAAUCAUAAUAUUUCAUUUUAAAAUUUCACUUUUAUUUAUUUGUUAUAAUUAUUGUGAAUGCAACCUAUCUAUCUCUUUAAUAUUUUUUUUGUUUUAUAACAUCUUUAUAUAAUCAAGGAAAGUAUUUUUUGUACAUUGUGUUAGAACGAGUUAAAUUAAACUCAAAAACGAGUAGAACAUGAGUUUUACGAGUAUGUUAGCGGCAAGAUAAGAAGGCCGAUCUGACAAUAUGUAUUUAAAUAAAACAACUAAUAAGCUGUUAGAACGGCCUUGUCAUUAUGUAGCUAGCUAAAGAGCGAUUUUUGGAAAGGCCUCAUUAGGCCGCGUGCUUAUUUUAAACGUAUCGCAUCGUAAUGCAUCCAAUAAAAUAUAUUUUUUUGUGUUUUCAACAAUUUUUUUUUUAGAUAAAAUGUUUACAAAUGUAUGAUAGUAUUAGCGGACCCGGUCAAGCUUCGCUUUAACUUAUGUACGUUUUUUCCGUACCCCUACACUUUCUUACUUUACCUCUACCCUAAAAAAUUGUUAAAACCAUCGGUCUUCAAGGAAUAUUCUAAAAAAAAAUUAGCCAAAUUGGUUCCACCGUUCUCGAGAUUUGAGCUUAGCAACUGCUUUUAUACAUUCAUUUUUUUAUUAUAGAUUUAAGUACGUUUUGGAAGUCAGUUCAAAUCGUUUCAUUUACAUUUACGCCGAAAUUUUGAUUUUAAUACGAAAUAAUAGACUAUUUCGUAUUAAAAUGAAAAUUAAAAGAUUAGUUGUGAUGCGAUACGAUCAAAGCGAUGAUAUAUUUUUGCCGUUUGGCAUUGUUAACAUAUUAUAUUUAAUUUUACUUGACAAAAGAUUAUGUUAUUUUCAUAGGUAUAAAGAUAAACAAAACUAAAAGGUCCGUUUACAUAUGUCUAUGUCUUAGACUAAUAACCUGUAGACCUGCCACACCUAACAAUUUUUCACUACAAACUUAAGCCACUUCUGUGACUAUGUGAGCGUAACAGCUAAGCUAAUUUCAUUCGUCGACACGCACUUAUCGUACCGUAGCGAUGCGUCAAGGGCUCCCACUUCGGGGCACAUAAAACGGCUUACAAAUCCUGCGACUACACACUAUCUAUGUGUUAUAAAUCUAUGGUUUGGAUAUAGUUUAUUUUAUAAACAUAAAGCUCAGAAAUCUGUUUCAAAAAUGGAACGAUUAUUAUACAUGUUUCACCAUUAAUAGCUAUACAAAUGUUUAAUAAUUAAAAUUAAAUAACAUUAAGUUUAAAAGAAAUAUAAUUACAUCUAUUUUUUUUUGAAGUACUCUUAUAUGGAGUAGUAACAUUUUUGUAUUAGAAACUUUUCUAGAUUUUUAAAUCGUAAGAUAAUUUUUUAUUAAUUAAUAUUAAAUUACCUAUCUACAAGGUGUAAAUAAUUCGUGGCACAAAUGCAAAGUUAGCCAAGUAUUAUGUAGAAGGAUCUUUUAGAUUUUUGUCUUAUUAUUCGUUAAAUUAUGUAUGUUAAGUUAUAGAGAACGAAAAGUACAUUCUUUAUUUAAGUUUAUUAUACAACGUGGACUGUAUACAAUUUGUAAAUAGAUAAAGGUAAAAUUCGUAAUAAAAACUUUUUUCAAAAAUA
Molecule: messenger RNA, 6260 nt
Organism: Bicyclus anynana (squinting bush brown)
Lineage: Eukaryota; Metazoa; Arthropoda; Insecta; Lepidoptera; Nymphalidae
Gene: Jasper
Product: PC4 and SFRS1-interacting protein
Exons: 18
Coding region: 191-2572 (793 amino acids)
Biological process (GO): regulation of transcription by RNA polymerase II
Cellular component (GO): nucleus
Molecular function (GO): transcription coregulator activity; double-stranded DNA binding
Source: RefSeq, a predicted model, not a curated record